This is a messenger RNA of Mucor velutinosus, 1842 nucleotides long. RefSeq lists its product as uncharacterized. Gene Ontology annotation, biological process: lipid metabolic process. The record is from RefSeq and is a predicted model, not a curated record. The coding region runs from base 1 to 1842 and encodes 613 amino acids. The transcript has 3 exons. NCBI's taxonomy places the organism in Eukaryota, Fungi, Mucoromycota, Mucoromycetes, Mucorales, Mucoraceae.
AUGACGAAACAUUCAUUGAUAGACCAUAUAUUCAAAGACGACGAUCACAAUAGCGACACUACACCUGACGAUGAUCAUGGAUUCCUCAACGUGAACAAUUGCUCGCAACAGCAUUUCGCCGAGCUGCUAAGCCAGUCCAGAGAGAGCCAUCUCAUGAGCCAGCAUCCUCGUCCAGAUAUGCCUAAACCACAGACAGUCGUUGAGUAUAUCAUCUACUUUGUUCACUACAUUCAGCAAAAGACGAGCAACAAGUACCGGCCCAGUGGCUAUUGGCGUUAUGCAAUAGGCGUCUACAAGAAUCUGUUUCUUGUAUUCUACUUUAAUUGGUUUGCCAUCUUUACUUCGCCCUUGAGCUCCUUGGCUUUUAUCCUUGUUUAUCCUACACUGAGCAGCGCAUUGUUCGCUUUCGAAAUUGGCCUCAAGAUAUUUAUGGACUAUUUAGGUGGUGCAAAGCUCGUGGAACGCAUUAGCCAAGACUAUGGGCACAACCUUAGUAUUAUCAAUUGGGGUGCUCCUCAAUUGCUGCUUUCUCCUGACACAAGGCGCUUAAUUCAAACGACACUACUCGUACUAGGUAAAACGGCAGAUGCAACUCAAAUGAAAGGUGAUGUCGAUCAUCGUCAUCGUACAUUUGAUAUUUCCAUCGCAGAGACAAUGACAGUGCUCUCUUCCUUGAUCUAUGAAAGACAGGACAAAAAGGUAACCAAAGCCUUCAAGACGCUCUCCGACUUUAACAAGACGCAACAGCCAAAGCAAACAUACGAACAGAUAGAAUUAGAAAUGAAGAGAUUGGUUUGGGAGUCUGAAAAGUCUAUUAGAAAGAUAGCCCGUACCUAUGGCCUUCACUUCGCUGGUGUGACAGAGCUAAAGUCGUUGGGAGGUCCCUUUUGUGGUCUCUACUGGCCUGUUCAUAGUGAGGACGAUAGCCAAGAUCCAUUCAUCAUCGUGUCUUUCAAGGGAACAACACCGCAAAACUAUUCCGAGUUCUUGGUAGAUGCCACAUUACAGCGUACAGAUGCACGAGCUUACUUGUUUGGAUCUGCACAUGAAGGAUUCUAUGACAGUCUGUUUCCAACGAGCAUCGAUUCAGGCACUGACAGCAGAGACCCUUAUUAUGCUAUUCAAUCGGCCAUUGAAGAAAAGGCAAGACAGCUGCAAAAGAAGUUCAAGACUAGGAAGCCUGUUCAGGUCUGGGUGAGUGGCCAUUCUUUGGGAGCCUCUUUAGGCGUGCUCUUGUUUGCUAGAUGGCUGAAAUGCCCUCAAGACAUCGAGCCCUUAUGUGAAUUACGAGAUGCCUAUCUCAUCGGCACACCAGCAGUAGGAGACAAUGAUUUCGCAUCUAUCUUUGCCUCUCACUCCAACACGCCAUUGACUCGAUCAUCCACCUUGUGGAGAAUCAUCAACAAGUCGGAUGUCGUAUGUCGCAUUCCUCCUGGUUACAACAACAGAACCGUGGGUCACUAUGUGCCAACCACCGACUUCUUCAACUACUCACAUGUCGGCCACGCUGUCCAGAUCACACAUCCCAUGUUGAAUCCAGAACCAUUAGAGAUUUAUCCUUCUAGUUACCAGCCCAACCUCAACGUAGAUAUUGUGGUAUCUUCUGCUUACUCUCCAUCUCAUCAAAAGACGACAGGACCCAAUCCAGCCAUGUCAGCAUCCAGCAAGGAUCUCACUGCCAAUUAUCCUUGGUGGUGUAGGCCCUUUCUCAAAAAAGUCAUCAACCCGAUUCCCUUUAUUGAAUCCUUCUACCCAUUUUUUCUCCGAGAUCACAUUCCCAUUCAUUACUUUGAGGGUUUGGAGCGUGCACGUGGCUAUUAUAUAAAGGAAAAGCAUGUGUGA